Molecule: messenger RNA, 3581 nt
Organism: Urocitellus parryii (Arctic ground squirrel)
Lineage: Eukaryota; Metazoa; Chordata; Mammalia; Rodentia; Sciuridae
Gene: Pelo
Product: pelota mRNA surveillance and ribosome rescue factor
Biological process (GO): nuclear-transcribed mRNA catabolic process, non-stop decay; nonfunctional rRNA decay; RNA surveillance
Cellular component (GO): cytoplasm
Source: RefSeq, a predicted model, not a curated record
AAAUAUAAUAUCCUAUAAAAUACAAUAUAUUUGUUAAAGAUUAUCAUGAUGAUGUAAGCUAGGCAAAGGAAAACCAUGUGGAAAAGAAAAAUAUGAUUUUAAGAAGUAAUAAAAGCAGAGGAAGAUCUAGAGCCUUUCAAAAUUUCUAGGCAGACUCCCACACUAUGGGCCUUUAUAUAGAGAGUCCAGCAGGCCAGAAUUUGAAUACUAGUUAUGUGAUCUUUAACACAUGUCUCAACUUCCCCAUGAUUUAUUUUCUUCUAUAAAUUUAAAAGGACAAAUAUUUACCUUACAGGCAAGGCUUAGAAAGAGCAUAGGAAAGCACUUGGUGAAUAUUCAGUGACAGCUCUUCAAUAAAAACCUAUUCUGUACCGACCAUUGUGAUUCUGUGGUUUUUAAUCCUUGGCAAAUUAAAGUGCUAGAUGAAGUAUAUGCCCAUUGGUGAUCAAGGAGCAUUUCAAAGCCCACAGCUCAAAUUUAUCCUCCCCACAUAAACAUAUUCCCAUAAGCACAUAUGUAUACUUUCACUUUAAGGAAUUAGGAAUUCUAAGUUAAUGAGAUCCUUUUAAAUGGUAAAAUGUCCUUUGGAAAGGCAAUCCACCUUCAUGCUUUGGUGUGACCAGUUCCUUAUUUAGUGAAAAAUUACUGGGUUCUCUUGGAACUGGAGGAAGAAGGCAACGUGCAUUAGGAACUUUAGAAUGAUAGGAAGAAAAGAUAGGGUGAAGGGAAAAUACAGUUGGGAAGAAACCACCAAACAAAUAAUGGUUCUACCUUGUAUGAGAGUCUUGGUAAGGGACCCUUUUCUCCCCUGAAUGUCUCUGAGGAAGAUAAAUGACACUUGAGUUAAAAUUAUCAAGGUUUGUACCAAAACCAGAUUCUUCCUUUUUAUCUCUGUCUCACCAACAGUGAGCUCCACCUUAAAAUACAUAACACAAAAGGAAAGAUCCUGAGAAAAUGUGUGGAGCACUUUUCUGCUCUCCAUCUUAAUUCUCAAGAAAACUGUGGUGAAUUUUUUCCUACUUGUUGGUCUUCUUCAGAGUCAAUCCCGCUCCCACUCUCCAACUUUAAAAGUGGCAGUCUUAAUGAUUUUCUUAACAUUGAUUCUGUAGCUAUUCAUUCUGUGUCAGUCAUAAGCAGUAGAUCAGUUUAUCUCCAAAUCCCAUAUCCUCUGCCUUUAGCCUAGCUUUGGCAGUGAAGCUGGCGUGCUAAACUACUGCUACCAUCCCCCACCCUAAACAUUUCAGACUGCUGACUGCCAACUUUGGAUUCUGGGAUUCCCAGGACGUCAGGUCAAGCCACUGAGAAGUCCACCCAGGGGUAAAUUCCACACAUAGUUUCUUCUCGCUCUCUCUGGGAUCAGUGCUUUAACAUCUGGGUUAAUUAGAUGGUGCAGACUCGGGUAACUAAGCGCAGAAAACAGCUGGGCACGUUGCUCAAAACCCAGACGCAAUCGUUUAGAAAUCGCUUCUGGAAAUACCGGCUCUAAUAGGCGUGUCACGUCUCAAUGCGGACAAGGAUUGAGCAAAACCGAGCAUAAUUUGGAACUUUGGGGGCUAAGUCCGCAACUUUUGAGACCUCCUUUUACUGUCAGAUCUAAGUUUUGAAACUGGAUGUCCGCCAAGUGAGGACCGCUGAGCGUCACAAACGCGCCCAGCUAAAAAUAUAUAUUUGCACUCACGUAUUCAAUUCUUCACAACAGGAAUGAAAGGGAAAACUUAGCAUGUCCAAGUUCAGCGUUAAAACAAAAGUACCGCCACCAAAGAUCCCGUGCCCCUUCUGAAGAAAGUUAAUGCCAAGGAGCACCAACCGCUCACUACGCCUGCGCAGGCCAACCGCGGCCCCGCCUCUCCGUUGAGGACGUAAAACGUGCGCCGGGCGGUGGGAGGCGGGACGCGGACUGCGCAUGCGCCCUCGUUGCGUCAGCCACUUGCUGGGAGCUGACGGCUGCAGCCUCGAGAGGUUCGUGUUCUCUGCUGUGUCUCCUGGGCUCGUUCGUCGGGCCGCGCGGGGAGACUAAAACCGGAAGGGCUAGAGUAAGUGCCCCCUCGGCUGCAUGAGUCAGAGCUACAGUAUUUCCUUCCCUCCGGGCAAGUGACCAUAGAAACUGGACCCCGCCCCCUUCCCGGCCUAGACUCCCUUCCCCCUACCCCUUGCCCCUUUCCCUUUGGGGACCCCCCCAGUUCUUCUUGUUCUGUUACUGAGCCUCAACUAAGGUCAUGAAGCUGGUGAGGAAGGAUAUUGAGAAGGACAAUGCGGGUCAGGUGACCCUGGUCCCCGAGGAGCCUGAGGACAUGUGGCACACUUACAAUCUAGUGCAGGUGGGCGACAGCCUUCGCGCCUCCACCAUCCGUAAGGUACAGACCGAGUCCUCCACAGGCAGCGUAGGAAGCAACCGGGUCCGUACAACUCUCACUCUCUGCGUGGAGGCCAUUGACUUUGACUCUCAAGCUUGCCAGCUGCGGGUCAAAGGGACCAAUAUCCAAGAGAAUGAGUAUGUCAAGAUGGGGGCUUACCACACCAUCGAGCUGGAGCCCAACCGCCAGUUCACCCUGGCCAAGAAACAGUGGGAUAGUGUGGUUCUGGAGCGCAUUGAACAGGCCUGUGACCCGGCCUGGAGUGCUGAUGUGGCAGCGGUGGUCAUGCAGGAAGGUCUCGCCCAUAUCUGCUUAGUCACUCCCAGCAUGACCCUCACUCGGGCCAAGGUGGAGGUGAACAUCCCUAGGAAAAGGAAAGGCAACUGCUCCCAGCAUGACCGGGCCUUGGAGCGGUUCUAUGAACAGGUGGUUCAGGCCAUCCAGCGCCACAUAAACUUCGAUGUUGUAAAGUGUGUCCUGGUGGCCAGCCCAGGAUUUGUGCGGGAACAGUUCUGCGACUACAUGUUUCAGCAAGCAGUGAAGACUGACAACAAAGUUCUCCUAGAAAACCGGUCCAAAUUCCUUCAGGUACAUGCCUCCUCUGGACACAAGUACUCCCUGAAAGAGGCCCUUUGUGACCCUACUGUAGCUAGCCGCCUUUCAGACACUAAAGCUGCUGGGGAAGUUAAAGCCUUGGAUGACUUCUAUAAAAUGUUACAACAUGAACCUGACCGAGCCUUCUAUGGACUCAAGCAGGUGGAGAAGGCUAACGAAGCCAUGGCUGUUGACACAUUGCUCAUCAGCGAUGAGCUCUUCAGACACCAGGAUGUAGCUACACGUAGCCGGUAUGUAAGGCUGGUGGACAGUGUAAAAGAAAAUGCGGGCACUGUUAGGAUAUUCUCUAGUCUUCAUGUAUCUGGGGAACAGCUCAGCCAAUUGACUGGAGUAGCCGCCAUUCUUCGCUUUCCUGUUCCUGAACUUUCUGACCAAGAGGAUGAUUCCAGUUCUGAAGAAGAUUAAUGAUUGAAAUUUAUAGUUGAGACAACCUUUUGUCUCACUUCAUUAAUAUAUAUAUUUUUUUCAGCAUCCUUUGAGAGAAAGCUGCAAGAUGGGCACUUUUGGGUUCAUACUGGAAUUUCUCAUGUAUUUGAUCACACUAGAUAUUUUAUAGUUCUCAGAACAUGUAUUCAAACUAAACAAUAAACUUUAAUGAAAUAAAUUCCAUGU